AUGAGACUCAAACUUAAAGCAGAUGGAGGGGUCGCCACCAUCAAUGUCGACCCAAGCCAUCUUUUCAAGGACUUCUUAUCGGAGAUUCAAUUGAAUAAAGAUUUACAUACUGAUGUGUCUGAAGUGGUUACAUCGGUAAAAACAGGGUUCCCACCAAAACCUAUUGAUCUUUCAUAUAGUCUAACUGAAUCCAUACUGGAUAAGGGAAUAAAUGAUGGCGAUCAAUUACUCAUUAGUUUUGCGUCUAUGAAGCGAAAGUUGUCCGCCUCGUCGGAUUUGGAAGAGCUGAGUAGAAGAAAGGAGGUUCAAGUUGCAACGUGUAAGAAUGAUGGCGACGGUGGUGGUGGUGGAGACGGUGGAGACGGUGGUGAUGAUGAUGAUAAUCCGCCGAGUAAAAAAGCCGAUACAAGAGAGGAUAUACCUGCUGUGUAUAUGAACUCAUUGAAGAAGUAUCUAAUAUUGAGGAACAUCCCCGAUGACAAUUCUUGUUUAUUCAACUCAGUAUCGUAUGCAAUUUCAGGAGCAUCGUCAUACAAAUCGGUUUCGCCCCCCGAGGAACUACGCAAAGUUGUUGUGAGUUAUAUAGAAAAAAACGCGGUGCUAUAUUCAGACACGAUACUAGGUCGGCCACGUAAAGAGUACUGUGAAUGGAUAUUAAAGAAGGAUAGUUGGGGCGGCGCAAUUGAAUUGGGGAUAUUAGCCGAUUGGUUUGAUGUGCAGAUAACAUGUGUUGAUAUAGAGCUGGGAAAUUUCAUCAAAAUAAAAAAUGAAGAGCAAAAUCCAACAAAAUUCAUUUUGCUAAUAUACAGUGGUGUACAUUAUGACGUAUUAGCUAUCAAUAGCAAAUUAUCAACAAAGAACAAAGACACGGACGAAUGUGUUUGGGAACUCAAUACUAAUGAAGAGAAAACUAUAAUUGAUGCAACUAAUAAACUUUGCAAAUUAUUACAGGAGAAAAAUUAUUCUACAAAUACAACAACUUUCCGUGUGCGAUGUUUGGAUUGUUAUCUGAUAUUAAUUGGAGAAGUGGGCGCCUCAAAACAUGCUGAACAAACUGGUCAUUUAAACUUUGGAGAGGUGAAAAAGGACUAA
Molecule: messenger RNA, 1092 nt
Organism: Lodderomyces oxycetoniae
Lineage: Eukaryota; Fungi; Ascomycota; Pichiomycetes; Serinales; Debaryomycetaceae
Product: ubiquitin-specific protease
Exons: 1
Coding region: 1-1092 (363 amino acids)
Biological process (GO): protein deubiquitination; endoplasmic reticulum unfolded protein response
Cellular component (GO): cytosol; nucleus
Molecular function (GO): cysteine-type deubiquitinase activity
Source: RefSeq, a predicted model, not a curated record